CGCUUUGUUACUGUGGAAACCAAUGAGGGUGAUGAGCGUAGUAAAGCAGAUGGGCACCGUUAGGUUAGCUGCGCUGCUAAAGUCAAACCAAGAGUUCCGCCGCCAGGUUCUGGACACUUUAAACAGUAGCGGACAGGUUCUACGUCACCUUGAGCGGAGCAGCAUCUCAGUUGAACUAUAAUGGGAAGACAGACUGAGAUCAUAGAAGCUUCAGACCUUCCAGAGAAAGAAAAAACAAUGAAAGAAGAAACGGAGAGUGGAAGCGAGAGUGCGACAGAGGUAGAGGAGGAUGGCAGAGUUGCACAGAUCCCACUGCAUCGCUGGGUGAUGCACGGCUCAGUGAUGUUUGGACGAGAGUUCUGCUACGCGAUGGAAACAGCCCUGGUCACACCAGUGCUGCUUCAAAUAGGUCUUCCUGAGCAGUAUUACAGUUUAACCUGGUUCCUCAGUCCCAUCCUGGGCCUCCUCCUCACGCCUGUGAUUGGCUCAGCCAGUGACCGUUGUACUCUGCGCUGGGGCCGGAGAAGACCCUUCAUUCUGGCUUUGUGUGUAGGCGUACUAUUAGGAGUGGCGCUGUUUUUAAAUGGAUCACUGAUAGGCCUUUCACUUGGUGAUAGUCCAGACAGGCAGUCCAUCGGGAUUGUCCUCACUGUCAUUGGGGUGGUGGUGCUCGACUUCUGUGCUGAUGCCUCUGAGGGACCAAUCAGAGCUUAUCUUCUUGACGUUGCCGACACUGAAGAGCAAGAUAUUGCUUUAAAUAUUCAUGCUUUCUCAGCAGGUCUGGGUGGAGCAGUGGGCUACAUGCUGGGAGGUUUAGAUUGGACUAACACAGCUCUGGGGCGAGCAUUUAAAUCACAGGAACAGGUGCUCUUCCUGUUUGCAGGGAUCAUCUUCAUUCUAUCCGUCACACUGCACAUGUUUAGUCUCCCUGAGCGAAGAUUCACACCAUCCAGCCGACUAAAAGCCACAGGAAGUGGGGAGUCCACCAGCCAGUUGUCUCUUAGACCUACUUACCAAUCACCACCUUUACUUGAUGUGGUUGCAGAGGAGGAAGAGUCUUCUCAAGACCUGACCCAAGAGAACCCCCUAUCACAUACUGAGGAAGGGGAAUUGGACUUUCUUCCUGUGGAGCGAGUCAGAAGUAAAAGUGAUUCAGUCUUAGCUAUGCCAGAUGCUACAGUGAAGUUGGAUCCAGACCUCAACCCUGAGGCACAAGUCUUCCUACCAGAGGUUGAUCCCUUUUUACCAGAUACUCCUGGAGAUCUAGAAGAUGAUUUCAAGCCUUCAGAGCAGAGUAUUCAUUUGUUGUCUCCACCUGGUGGACCAGCCACCCUCCCAGUCGUAGAGCCUUUGAAUCCAGUUCUAACCAAGCUGAAGGAAGAAACAAACGGUCAUAAUUCUGGCUCACAUCAGACACAGCAGGUCAAGCAGGCUGCCAAUGGCUGGAAUGCUUGCUUCUUCUCUUCUGCCCAUUGUAAUCCUGCAAAAGGUCAUGUGUACACCAAACCCGGGAACUUCACCUCUGUCACAUCAGCAUGGCCACACAGACACACUUUUUACAGACAACCCUCAUUUACGUUUUCAUACUAUGGACGAGUGGGGUCUCAGCGCUAUCGGCUACGACGGAAUUUUCCAUCAGGCCUUCGGCCACUUACCGCCUCCCGCAGCCUAAAUAAUCUUAGUGACCUUAAGUGGCAUGCAGAGAGGAGGAAGCUGCAGCUUUCAGCUAGAAGUCUGUCAUCUGAGGGCUCCAGCAGUGAUGAAGGCCUAGACAGGGGUACAACAGUUCGCCUGCUCUGGUUAUCUAUGUUUAAGAUGCCCAGUCAGCUCUGGAGAUUGUGCGUGUGUCAUCUUCUCACCUGGUUUUCCAUUAUAUCUGAAGCUGUGUUUUACACUGAUUUCAUGGGUCAAGUGAUUUUUCACGGAGACCCCACGGCCACAAACAAUUCCACUGAGCUUCAGAAUUAUCACAGAGGCGUACAGAUGGGCUGCUGGGGGCUGGUUGUUUAUGCUGCUACUGCUGCUGCCUGCUCGGCAAUCCUUCAGAAGUACCUGGAAAACUUUGAUCUGAGCAUUAGGGUCAUCUACAUCGUUGGAACUCUGGGAUUCUCAAUAGGAACUGCAUUUAUGGCAAUCUUCCCAAAUGUUUAUGUUGCUAUGGUGAUGAUCAGCAGCAUGGGCAUUAUAUCUAUGAGUAUUUCCUAUUGCCCAUAUGCAUUACUUGGACAGUACCAUGAAAUUAAAGAGUACAUCCACCACAGUCCAGGAAACAGUCGAAGAGGUUUUGGAAUUGACUGUGCGAUUUUAACCUGCCAGGUUUAUAUCAGCCAGAUCCUGGUUGCAUCGGCUCUGGGAGCUGUAGUGGAGGCGGUUGGCACCGUACGUGUUAUUCCCUUGGUGGCCUCUGGGGGGUCCUUCCUUGGCUUCCUCACUGCCUGUUUCCUUGUCAUUUACCCUGAUGUGGAGCCAAGCAGCUCAGCGGAGCAGAGCCUGGAGGAUUCAGACCAAAAUGGAGAAAGGACCAGUGACAAGAGACUGGAUAUGCUUAACCUCGCAGACCAAGAUGGUUGAGGAAGACACAUAACAACUCUGUUGCUUUAGCACAACAACAGGAAUAUUGGCUUAGGCUUAUGCUACUCAGGCCCAAGAUAAUGUGGUAAGGAUUAUACAAUUUAUCUAAUUUCCAGAUGUGCCUCUGAAAGAAAGGUCAGGAAACCUGGGUGGGAUGGAUGUGUUAGCACAGAUCUGAAGAAAACACAGUCUUGUUGUGUUAGACCUGUUGCUGUUUCAAACAUAAUACGAGUAAAUGCAGGCCAUUGUACAAAAAGCCAUAUUACAGUCAGUAUUGCAUGGGUAGCACACAGAGCACGUUGUCUGCCUUCUGAACUGUCAGUGAUUCUGCAAAAUGUGCUUUACACACCACACAACACAAAGGAGGCCAUACUCUCAUCUCAUUCCAACAUACACACUAUACAUUUUUUCAUAAUGUAUUUAUAAAAGUGAAAACCAGGGCAUGAUGCUUUUGACAGAUGACCAAUUCUAAUUGCACAGAACUACUUCACGCUGUGAAUUGUAUUUUAAUGAGGUCUUUAGAAUUUAACCUCUACUAGUGGUGGCUUUCAGUGUGACUGUACUGGAGGUUAGAAUGGCGAUUAAUCCCCUCUACUUUGCUACAUUUAUCAUAUACUCUGCAGUUUUUGUCACUGGCAAACAAAUUGUUUUUAUUGUACUUAGCAGGCACAGGCUUGUUUAACUCAGGGUAAACUGUCACUCAGCGACCCAUUUUGCCGAUUCAUAAAAAUCAUAAAAAAGAUUCAUAAAAAUCAUCAAAUCAAACUUUAUUUAUAUACCCCCAAAACACAACACAGUGUUGACCGCGUUGUCAGAAUAAUACAAUAGGUUUAUUAUGAACUUAAAGUUCACAUCACAUAUUAGCUCUUUUGCCUUUGAGAACAGAGGAAAAAAGGGGUUGACAGAAUAAUAUAAAAUAAUGCAAUGUUUAUAUAUAUUUUGAAGGCUUUGGCUGAGUGACUGUAUGUGAUGUGAUCAACUGUGAUUUCAGAAUGCAGCUAGACCUUUUUUAAAAGCACCUUUUAAUAAUACUUUAGUGCCAGUGUGAGUAGGACAGUUGUCAGUGUGUCUGUGGUGUAAUCAACCUCUCACCCAAAUGAUGCCAGCUGGGACAGGCUGCAGCUUCCACACGACCCUCACUGUGUGAAGAUAAAGCCGCUCAAGCGACGCAUGAGUGAAUUUUGUUACUGUAAGUAAUCAAACAAAACAUUAUUGGUUAUAUUUUAGAGUUUAUGUUAAUAAAAAAUUAAAUUUUAGUAGACACCAAGUGGUGGAGCAAAGCAUCUUUGUCUUAAUAAAGAGUAUUUAGUUAUUUUAGUUCAGUUUGCUGAACCCUACAUUUAUCUAAACCAAAUAACCAGUUAUGAGUUAUCUCUCAACUGUGACCAGAAUAAGAGUUUACUGUUGUGCAACAGCUCCCUGAUUGUUUGUUUAUACAGUUGUUAAAACGUUCGGGUUUGAAAAUAAAUCAAGUGAUGGUCGGUUUUAUAAGCUCGUCCCGGACCUUUAUACAAUUAAAUAUUGUAUUUUUGUACAGAUGAUUAAAAAACUAAGGUAAAUACACUUUUAUAUGUAUCUGUGUUUUUAUUAGUCGUCCCGUCAGACACAAGAAGACUUUGUGGUUGCAGGAUUUGAAGGAAGGUGAACACGUUUGUGGCGCACGCUAAGAUAAACAC
Molecule: messenger RNA, 4247 nt
Organism: Betta splendens (Siamese fighting fish)
Lineage: Eukaryota; Metazoa; Chordata; Actinopteri; Anabantiformes; Osphronemidae
Gene: slc45a4b
Product: solute carrier family 45 member 4b
Exons: 13
Coding region: 181-2571 (796 amino acids)
Biological process (GO): transmembrane transport
Cellular component (GO): membrane
Molecular function (GO): sucrose:proton symporter activity
Source: RefSeq, a predicted model, not a curated record